Zootermopsis nevadensis is the source of this 459-nucleotide messenger RNA. The record is from RefSeq and is a predicted model, not a curated record. Lineage: Eukaryota; Metazoa; Arthropoda; Insecta; Blattodea; Termopsidae.
AUGGCGUUGAUGGUAGUGAUGGAGGCCAUGUUACGAGCCGCUCUUAUUAUGAUGUCCGUGUUACCUGAGGUUGAACGAGCCUGGGGACAGAGGGCACCAUGUUAUGAAUGUGAAGUUUACAAGGACUCGCAUCCGCAGUCAAGACCCUACGAGGAGAUUCGUUCUCACUGCUCCUACCCCUGUGAGUGCCCAUCGCGACAACCCGCGUGUCCUGAGGGAGUCUCGGUUGUGCGGGAUGGCUGCGGCUGCUGCGCCAUCUGUGCGCGUCAGCAAGGAGAGCCGUGUGACGGCACAACGCUGUGCGACGAGAAGCGUGGCCUCGUCUGUCAGUACCCACACCACGCUGCCGUGAAGGGCGUCUGCCAAGCGAUCAAGGGGUUGCCGUGCAGAGUGUACAAUAAGACGUACGACAAUGGAGAGACCUUCCUCCUCGACUGCCGGACGCAGUGCGCAUGUCAG